Messenger RNA from Cimex lectularius (bed bug), 1855 nucleotides. Its product is annotated as putative aminopeptidase W07G4.4. The transcript has 11 exons. Gene Ontology annotation, biological process: proteolysis. Gene Ontology annotation, molecular function: metalloaminopeptidase activity; manganese ion binding. The record is from RefSeq and is a predicted model, not a curated record. Bases 122 to 1657 code for a protein of 511 amino acids. NCBI's taxonomy places the organism in Eukaryota, Metazoa, Arthropoda, Insecta, Hemiptera, Cimicidae. Gene Ontology annotation, cellular component: cytoplasm.
UUGCUCCAGUACCAACAGAUAAAAUUCACUGUGGGACGUGGCAUUUACAAAUUCAUUUUAACCUACAGACUGAAAGGCCGAUUUCGUGUUUCAACCGACUUGAUUUGUCUCUCUGAACGAAAUGGAACUUGAUUAUUCCUUGGUCCCUGAAACGGAUUUAACUAGUGGAGACUACGAUGGACUCGUUUUUGUAUCUCACAGUUGUAAAGAAGAGACCAUACCUGAUGUAGUCAAGAAUGCAGUUAAAGUUGGAGCAGGACUUGCAAAUGACAUUCAUGAAACGGUUUCGGUCAUUCCUGUGAAUGUUCCAGCUGGAAGGCUUGUUUAUUCACCCACUGGAAACCUCAACACUGAUUACCAUGAUGUUAGGAGUUAUGGCGAGGCUGCCAAAAAGGGCAUAACCAGAGCCAUUAAGUGUGGUGUUAAAAAACCAUUGCUUGUACUAGUAACAAGCACACGAUUUCCAAAAAAUAAGCUUGUGUGUUUAUUGGGUGCUUUGGAGGGACUCUAUGUGACUUUACAAUUUAAAGAAGUCUGCCCUCAAGAAUCACCAAAAGUGUCAUCCCUAGGAGUUUGGUCUGACAAACCUGAAGAACUGGAAAAAUUGGUCAAAACUGCUCAAUUGCUAGAAUGUGGCAGAGUUGUUGCAAGAGAUAUCGGUGGUAGCGACCCAGAGCGUAUGUGCCCACCAAGAGUAGAAGAAUACGUUAAGAAAGUCUUCCCACCGAGUUCUGGCGUAACUGUCGAGGUAGUGAGCGAUGAUAACAAAUUAAAAACCAAUUAUCCGCUUUUUUCCGCAGUCAACCGAGCAGCAAGUGUUAUUGAAAGACACAGGGGGAGAAUCAUAUAUUUGACUUACGAAGGGAAAAACGUACAAGAAACUCUAUACUUUGUUGGCAAAGGUGUAACUUACGAUACAGGUGGUGCUGAUAUCAAGUGCGGAGCUUGGGGCAUGGCAGGCAUGAGCAGAGACAAAUGUGGUGCAGCAGCUGUAGCAGGGUUCAUGAAGGUGCUAAGUUAUGUUAAACCUCCUCAUCUUAAAGUUGUUGGAAUAAUGAGUGUGGUGAGAAACUCAGUCGGAGAAAACUGUUACGUUGCUGACGAAAUAAUUAAGGGGCGAAGCGGUGCGAAAGUGAGAGUUAUGAACACUGAUGCCGAAGGGAGGAUGAUCAUGGCUGAUGUUCUUUGUCAUGCUAAGGAAAUGGCUGUUGAAAGCAAAAACCCUCACCUUUUCUCAAUUGCAACUCUCACAUACCAUGCUUUGAAUACUUACGGAAAGGGUUAUACAGUCGCCUUAGACAAUGGGCCAGCUAAAAAAACUAAUUUUGCUUAUAAGCUUCAAUCAUCUGGUGAUGAAAUCGGUGAUCCUUUAGAAGUCAGUAUGUUAAGAAGGGAAGACUAUAACAAUUAUAAAGCUGACGAAGAAGGAGUUGAUGUUCGUCAAUGUGCCCCGAAACCUUCGUUCUCGAGAGGUCAUCAAGGUGCUUGUACUUUCCUCAACCUCGCGUCAGGCCUAGACAAGCAUGGGCUCGAUUCAAAAACUCCAUUGUUGUACACCCACUUGGACAUGUUGGCUUCUAUGGGUGAAGUUCCAGAAAUAGCAACUGCAGCUCCUGUACUUGCCCUCUCCAAUAAAUUUCUCUUGCAAUAUUUGUAAAAUUGGGUUGUUAAUCUCUAUCGGCAUGCUUGUAUGAGAAUAAAAUAAAUAAUCUUUUGAAUAGUUAUGUAAACUAUAAAUCAUACUUUUGUGCGUGUUAUCAAAUGCAUUAAAAUGGAAUUUAUGAACCUUCUUUCUGAAUUGUCUUGAUAAAAUGUCGACUUUUUACAAUAAACUAAACAUAUUUGUAUACUGCAA